Molecule: messenger RNA, 1625 nt
Organism: Dicrocoelium dendriticum
Lineage: Eukaryota; Metazoa; Platyhelminthes; Trematoda; Plagiorchiida; Dicrocoeliidae
Source: the annotation of a GenBank genome assembly
AUGCAACAUCAGCCUCAGCAUGGGGCACACAUACAUACAUGGUUGGCGGCAUCCGGUUUCGGAUUUGCCUGUCACUGUGGCAAGCCACAGGACGCCUGCGCCUACAGAGGGACCAUGGAUGGCUUGCGCUGCACCACCCACAGCUCCAACCACAUACCCCAUAUCCAGUGUAAACCCGAAGGAAUAAGACCGGGAGGCAUGCGGAUGGGAACCACGUUUCAUCAACGGAGCCGGCCCACACUCCUUCACAGGCAAACACAAGCACGCUGUAUUUGGGGAAUCAACCGCACACAAGGCGGUGGCUGGACCGUAGUCCGCUCCACACUGAGUGCAUGGAACCGCUCUUUGAGCCUAGCACGGCCACAAGAACCGUGCACCCCGUCCCCUCCAGCAACGACCAACUGUCUCCUGGAGCCAGUAUGAACGAUGUAGUGGGUAAUAGACAGGUAGGCACCUUGUCAACAUACACAUCAAGCGCAACCAUACCAGGGAUAUCAAACAACAGCCAUUCAAUUUAAACGACAAGCUGAAAUAAAAUAAAUCCAAUAAUGCAUACAGAUACGGUGGCAUAACUCUUCGCUAAAUUACCAUAUGAAGUAAGUUGGUCAGCAACAAAUCCGUGAUAAGUAAGAAAUGUCCACAAGUUACUUAAAAUGCUACAAACGCAACAAAAUUACCGAAGAUAAGCGCAAUUAGUGUAAGCAACGUGGCCAGUUAAUAGAACAUUAUUCAGGGAGGCAGAACAAACCAAAUAAAGCGGAAUGAAAUUUAUCCAGCUUAAAAAGACCUAGUUUAAGUGUAAGUUGGUUUAGCCCAACUGCGGUGAAGAAGCAUCAAGAAUGCAACAUCAGCCUCAGCAUGGGGCACACAUACAUACAUGGUUGGCGGCAUCCGGUUUCGGAUUUGCCUGUCACUGUGGCAAGCCACAGGACGCCUGCGCCUACAGAGGGACCAUGGAUGGCUUGCGCUGCACCACCCACAGCUCCAACCACAUACCCCAUAUCCAGUGUAAACCCGAAGGAAUAAGACCGGGAGGCAUGCGGAUGGGAACCACGUUUCAUCAACGGAGCCGGCCCACACUCCUUCACAGGCAAACACAAGCACGCUGUAUUUGGGGAAUCAACCGCACACAAGGCGGUGGCUGGACCGUAGUCCGCUCCACACUGAGUGCAUGGAACCGCUCUUUGAGCCUAGCACGGCCACAAGAACCGUGCACCCCGUCCCCUCCAGCAACGACCAACUGUCUCCUGGAGCCAGUAUGAACGAUGUAGUGGGUAAUAGACAGGUAGGCACCUUGUCAACAUACACAUCAAGCGCAACCAUACCAGGGAUAUCAAACAACAGCCAUUCAAUUUAAACGACAAGCUGAAAUAAAAUAAAUCCAAUAAUGCAUACAGAUACGGUGGCAUAACUCUUCGCUAAAUUACCAUAUGAAGUAAGUUGGUCAGCAACAAAUCCGUGAUAAGUAAGAAAUGUCCACAAGUUACUUAAAAUGCUACAAACGCAACAAAAUUACCGAAGAUAAGCGCAAUUAGUGUAAGCAACGUGGCCAGUUAAUAGAACAUUAUUCAGGGAGGCAGAACAAACCAAAUAAAGCGGAAUGAAAUUUAUCCAGCUUAAAAAGA